Telopea speciosissima is the source of this 1014-nucleotide messenger RNA. RefSeq lists its product as uncharacterized. NCBI's taxonomy places the organism in Eukaryota, Viridiplantae, Streptophyta, Magnoliopsida, Proteales, Proteaceae. The coding region runs from base 1 to 1014 and encodes 337 amino acids. The transcript is spliced from 4 exons. The record is from RefSeq and is a predicted model, not a curated record.
AUGUUUGUUGUUAUGCCAAAGAUGAAGAGGCUGAAGGAUCCGCUUCGGCAGUGGGCUAGAUCGGCAUUCCCUCAUGUUGAUCAGGAGGAGGUUGCAGCUAGAAGGAAGCAUGAGGAGGUAGUGGAGUUACAAGGAAAACUUUGGGCUGAAAAGUCAAGAGAGAAAUGGCUGAAGCAUGGGGACCGCUAUUCUAAGUUCUUCCAUUUGUCAGCUAAGCUUCACAGGGCCAAGAGUGUCAUUCGUGAGCUUCACACUGAUGCAGGAGAGGUGGAGACUAAUAGAGAGUUGAUAGGGCAGCGAGUGGUAAAUCAUUUUGAAGGUUUCCAUAAGAAAGGGGUUUCGGUGCAGUAUGAGCACCUCUUAUCAGUGAUACCUACGUUGAUUUCUUCGGCUGAAAAUGAUGUGUUAGUGGCUGUUCCCUCAGUAGAAGAGAUCAAGCAAGCAGUGAUGGACCUGGAUCCCUCUAGCGCACCGGGCCCAGAUGGUUUUCCAGGUACAUUCUUCAGAGUCUGUUGGGGCAUUGUGGGUCCAGAGCGUAUCCCUAAGAUACUUGCAACUAGACUGGCGCCUUUGCUUCCCAAGUUGAUUUCAGAAGAGCAGGGAGAAUUUCAGAAGGGGAAAAUAAUUUUCUCUAACAUUGGUGUUGCAUCGGAGCUGACAAAUAUGAUGAAAGCAAAGUGCUUUGGGGGAAGUUUGGGGCUUAAGCUGGAUGUGCAGAAGGCCUAUGACACCUUGGAAUGGCAAUUUCUAUUUGAUGUGCUGAGGAAAUUUGGAUUUCACGAAAGGUGGAUUAAAUGGGUACAUCAGAUCCUGGUUUCUACAAGGAUUUCUGUCUUAGUUAAUGGUGGUCUAGUGGGCUUUUUUGUGUGGAACGCGGGCUGCGUCAAGGGGACCCGCUCUCCCCGAUGUUGUUCAUCUUGGCGGAGGAAGUACUGUGUAGGGGAUUGCAAGGGCUCACGCAAAGAGGUUAUCUUAAGGGCAUCCCAGGCUCGCGGAAGACUUGCGAGGUGUUAG